Messenger RNA from Brassica napus (rape), 681 nucleotides. Its product is annotated as glycosyl hydrolase 5 family protein-like. Bases 1 to 681 code for a protein of 226 amino acids. NCBI's taxonomy places the organism in Eukaryota, Viridiplantae, Streptophyta, Magnoliopsida, Brassicales, Brassicaceae. The transcript is spliced from 3 exons. The record is from RefSeq and is a predicted model, not a curated record.
AUGGCUUAUCCUCUCUCUACAAACUCUCGCUGGAUCAUCAACGAAAAAGGACAAAGAGUGAAACUGGCGUGUGUGAAUUGGCCAGCGCAUCUGCAGCUCGUGGUGGCGGAAGGGCUGAGCAAGCAACCGCUUGAUGCCGUUUCCAAGAAGAUAAUGGCAAUGGGUUUCAAUUGUGUUAGGUUAACUUGGCCACUAGAUUUGGCUACAAAUGAGACAUUGGCUACUGAUGUUACUGUGAAGCAAUCUUUUCAGAGUCUUGGUCUUAGUGAUGACAUUGCUGCACAGCCGGAUGAUAAUAUUUGGUGGCUGGAAGCACAAGCUUCAUUGGCUUCCCUCCAAGACCGGCUCUGCAUUGCUGGUUUCCAAACCAAGAACCCAUCGAUGAUUGAUCUUCCACUCAUUGAAGCUUACAAGAGCGUGGUGACUACGUUGGGAAAACACAAUUUGAUGGUGGUAUUAGACAACCACUUGACCAAGCCAGGGUGGUGCUGCCGCUUCAACGACAGCAACUUCUUUGGCAAUACUUUCUUUGAACCUGGCUCGUGGAUCGCCGGUCUGACUAAGAUAGCCACACUCUUCAAAGAUGCCUCCAAUGUGGUUGGUAUGAGCCUCAGAAACGAACUUAGAGGACCUAGACAAAACGUCGACGAUUGGUUCAAGUACGUACAUUUGUAUAACUAA